Molecule: messenger RNA, 1092 nt
Organism: Drechmeria coniospora
Lineage: Eukaryota; Fungi; Ascomycota; Sordariomycetes; Hypocreales; Ophiocordycipitaceae
Product: cytochrome c peroxidase
Exons: 3
Coding region: 1-1092 (363 amino acids)
Biological process (GO): hydrogen peroxide catabolic process; response to reactive oxygen species; cellular response to oxidative stress
Molecular function (GO): peroxidase activity; heme binding
Source: RefSeq, a predicted model, not a curated record
AUGGCCUCCGCAGCUCGUCUUGUUUCUCGUGCGGCGACCCGGGCGACGGCUCGCAGCGCCUUCUCCGUCGCUCCUCGUCAGGGCUUCCGCCAGCAGGGCCGUCGCUGGUACUCGUCCGAGCCUGCGCAGAAGUCAUCGUCGACCUGGCUGUACUUGACCGGCAUCGCCGCCGCCGGUGGUCUCGGAUACUGGUACUACACCGUCAACGGCGCCCCGUCCGCCGCGUCGUCCAAGCUCGUCAACCCCACCAAGGAGGACUACCAAAAGGUGUACGACGAGAUCGCCGGCCGGCUCGAGGAGAAGGAUGACUAUGACGACGGGAGCUUCGGCCCCGUCCUGCUGCGCCUGGCCUGGCACGCCUCGGGCACCUUCGACAAGGCCACGGGUACCGGCGGCAGCAACGGCGCCACCAUGCGCUUCUCUCCCGAGGCCGACCACGGCGCCAACGCCGGCCUCGCCGCCGCCCGUCAGUUUCUCGAGCCUGUGAAGGCCAAGUUCCCCUGGAUCACCUACUCCGACCUUUGGAUCCUCGCCGGCGUCACCGCCAUCCAGGAGAUGCAGGGCCCCAUCGUGCCCUACCGCCCCGGCCGUUCUGACAGAGACGUGACCGCCUGCACACCCGAUGGUCGCCUGCCCGACGCCACCCAGGGCGGCGAUCACCUGCGCAACAUUUUCUACCGCAUGGGCUUCAACGACCAGGAGAUCGUCGCCCUGUCUGGCGCCCACGCCCUCGGCCGCUGCCACACCGACCGAUCUGGCUUUGAUGGCCCCUGGACCUUCUCUCCGACCAUCCUGACCAACGACUACUACCGGCUGCUCGUCGAGGAGAAGUGGCAGUGGAAGAAGUGGACCGGUCCCAAGCAGUACGAGGACAAGAAGACCAAGACGCUCAUGAUGCUGCCCACCGACAUGGUGCUUGUCCAGGACAAGAAGUUCAAGCCCUUCACCGAAAAGUACGCCAAGGACAACGAGGCCUUCUUCAACGACUUUUCUGCCGUCGUCACCAAACUGUUUGAGCUUGGUGUCCCUUUUGCCGAGGGCACCGAGAAGCAGCGAUGGUCCCUCAAGCCCACGUGGGACGAGUCUCCAUAG